CAGUUUUCGGACGUUCCUGGGGGUCGCUCAAGGAGCCAAGGGGCCGCAUGGACCAAGUCUACCUCCCGAGACCCUGAGCGCCCUAAGGCCGUUGCUUCUCCCUAUCUCCGGCUUUCUAUCUCGCUGUCGUCGACCUUGUCCCCCCCACUUGCCACUCGAAAAAACAACUUCUUCUAGUCACAGAUCCAAAGGAAAUGAAUUACUUUUUAUUAAUAAAUCAACAUUGAAUCAUAUCACAGUAUCUAUUUUUGAAUUUGUGUCAAGACACAGGACAGACCAGAGAGCAUCAAGAAGUUGACAGAUAUCACUCAGAACUUGAAAGGAAAGAUACAGAAGCUGGCUGUCUUUGAAGAUGAAGCAUAUUAACGGCAACUCAGCCUCUGCUGGAACACUAUUAUCUUAUGGAGAAUACAGUUUGGGAACUGCUGUUGCAGGACAUCCAAGAGGAAAUGUCUGAAGGCAAUUGGGUAUGUGGAUAGCGUGGAGCUCAAAGCAAGAUUUGAACUGGAGAAUUCUGCCACAGGGUGGCACUGUUCUGAAGAGCUGCAUGGCCCGGUGGCAGCCUGACACUGAAGGGGGACCCCACCAGGAGGCAGACAUUCCUUCACUGGCUUACCCAGCCCGGUAGAACACCGCACUCUGGCCUGGUGAAAGAGCCAGGACUUCAGAAGUUGCUAGCUGGUGGUACCUCCCCAGCGACUGAUGACGUUAAACCCUAUACUUCUGUGAUUGGUUUAGCCAAAAUGACAAGAACAACUAUUGGGAGUGAGCUGACAGAGCAUGAUCUAAGACUACCCCUUGGGGAAGGAUUUCGGACCUGGGUCACUGGGUUGGUAGCUGCAAACCCAGUGUGUGGUGCGAAGAUAUGGAUCAUGAGCAGAACCAGGGGGCUGCACUGCUACGGCUGCUACAACUUCUGUGGCUUCUGCCCCACUCCUGGGCCAUCCCCCAAGCUCCCACUCCAGUGUGGCGGGACGACCUGCAAAACCACACGUUCCUGCACACAGUAUACUGCCAGGAUGGGAAUCCCAGCCUGGGCCUCUCUGAGGCCUACGAUGAGGACCAGCUUUUCUCCUUCAACUUCUCCCUCAACGCCCGAGUGCCUCGCCUGCCUGAAUUUGCCUACUGGGCUCAGGAGCAGGGAGAUGCCUCCGCUAUUGCCUUUGACAAGGAGUUCUGCCAGGAGAUGAUCCAGAAACUAAGCCCCCACCUCGACGGGCAAAUCCCAGUGGCCAGAGGGUUCCCUCUUGCCGAGGUGUUCACGCUGAAGCCCCUGGAGUUUGGCAAGCCCAACACGCUGGUCUGUUUUGUCAGUAAUCUCUUCCCACCCACACUGACAGUGAACUGGCAGCAUCACUCAGCCCCUGUGGAAGGAGAGGGGCCCACUUACGUCUCAGCUGUCGAUGGACUCAGCUUCCAGGCCUUUUCUUACUUAAACUUCACACCUGAACCCUCUGACCUUUUCUCCUGCAUCGUGACUCAUGAGAUUGACAGAUACACUGCCAUUGCCUAUUGGGUGCCCCAGAACGCUCUGCCCUCAGAUAUUCUGGAGAAUGUGCUGUGUGGCAUCGCCUUUGGCCUGGGGGUACUGGGCAUCAUUGCAGGCACCGUCCUCAUCAUCUACUUCCGAAAGCCUUGCUCAGGUGAUUGAUUCUUCCUAACCAGAGCCUGACUGCCGACAGCCUCAGCCAUCCAAGGUGGGGACUCACGUUUCCUACAUCCGGCCCCGGAUCUCACCUUCUUGGAGCAGAAGUCCCUGGGACUCCCCCUGGGUGGUGUGUGUGUGUGUGUGGAAGCGGGGGGCGGGGGGGGGGCUCUGCUGUCUCUGGGCCAAGCAUCCAGGAGAGCCCAGAAUACCCUGCCUAU
Messenger RNA from Choloepus didactylus (southern two-toed sloth), 1866 nucleotides. RefSeq names its product HLA class II histocompatibility antigen, DM alpha chain. The record is from RefSeq and is a predicted model, not a curated record. Gene Ontology annotation, molecular function: MHC class II protein complex binding. Gene Ontology annotation, biological process: antigen processing and presentation of exogenous peptide antigen via MHC class II; positive regulation of T cell activation; immunoglobulin production involved in immunoglobulin-mediated immune response. The transcript has 9 exons. Lineage: Eukaryota; Metazoa; Chordata; Mammalia; Pilosa; Megalonychidae. The coding region runs from base 866 to 1651 and encodes 261 amino acids. Gene Ontology annotation, cellular component: MHC class II protein complex; membrane.